Messenger RNA from Rotaria socialis, 372 nucleotides. The record is from the annotation of a GenBank genome assembly. Lineage: Eukaryota; Metazoa; Rotifera; Eurotatoria; Philodinida; Philodinidae.
AUGUCAGCCGAGACUAUUACUACAGCUGAUAUUAAUUCAACGGAAUUAUCAUCACAACUACGAACAACAACAACAACAACAACAACAACAGCUGCUAUUAAUCACCAGCGACAAUGGGAACAGAAAAUGCGAACACCAGCUCUUUCUAUCGACUUUUCCAUAAGAGAAGUGGAGGGCAUGUAUUUUAAUACGAUAGUGUUUAUAUUACUGUUGAUAACAGCGAGUUUACCAAUGGCAAAAUUGAUUGUUGGCAUCAGGUAUUUGAAUCAGUGUCCGUGUCAGCCGAAUCUCAAUGUUUGGCUUAUAGUCAGUGGUGUUCGAGGACUGAUAAUAGUUUUCGUAUGGAGUUUGCUGGUAAGAAAUACGGGCUGA